This is a messenger RNA of Leptopilina boulardi, 1295 nucleotides long. RefSeq lists its product as uncharacterized. The coding region runs from base 221 to 1255 and encodes 344 amino acids. The transcript is spliced from 7 exons. The record is from RefSeq and is a predicted model, not a curated record. Lineage: Eukaryota; Metazoa; Arthropoda; Insecta; Hymenoptera; Figitidae.
GGCACCUUGAGUAAGUUCCUGAAUGAAUUUUAAUUUGAUGACAAGUGUCAAAAAUUUCCUAAAAGAAUUUUAAAUAAAUCUUAUCAAAUACUUUUAACAAGAAUGUAAUUUAUUUCUUCAACACAAAUAGAUAUAAAAAAAAAUGCGAUUUUUAAAAGGAAACCAGUGUGAAAAUAAUUAAAAGGAAAAUUUUGACCAAUAUUCAUAGAAGAGGAAAAAAAUGAAAAUUUAUUAUUGUGGCUUAAAUGCCAGUACUUUAUUUUUUAACGACACGGGAGUAAUUGUAAUUCUCGAUAAGAUAACAAGAGUACCAUUUCCGGAAACUAUCAAUAUGGAAAUUGGCUGGAAUUAUAUUUUACUCUUACAAAAUGAAGAUUUAUUUAUUUCUGGAAUAUUGGAUACUAAACAAGAGGAAAGUCCUAAAAAAUUAACGAUACCUGAUGAAUCAUCUGGAAGGAUAAAAUUUGCAUUAGCUGGAAAAGAAAAUGUGACAAUUUUAACAACAAAAAAUAAUUUAUGGCAGUACAAUUUGUAUGAGAAAAUUUGGAAAAAAGUCAAUAAAUUUAUUUCAAUUUGUGAAGAUACCGAUGAAGAGUACAUUGUGAAAAUUGACGGAGAAAGAUCUGUGGUUGCAUUGACAAAUUUUGGUCGUGUUUUUAAUAUUCCUGUUGUCGUUGAAAUGGAGAAUAGGAUAAAAUUUAUCGAUGUGGCAUGUGGAUUUGAUCAUACAAUUUUAUUGGCAGAAAAUGGAGAUAUUUAUUCAAUGGGAUUGGGAACUCGCGGUCAGUUGGGACAUGGAGAUUUGGAAGACUGCGAUAAUCCAAAAAUUAUUGAAGCCCUCGCAGGAAUAAAAGUUUCUCAAAUUUCAGCUGCUGGCUGGCACUCUGCAGUUAUUACAGCCGAAGGAGAUCUCUACACUUGGGGUUGGAAUACAUUUGGUGAAUUGGGUCUUUUAAAUUCCGAAAAACAAGUCAUUCCUUUACCAACUGUAGUCGAUUUUGAAAAUGAAGAAAAAAUAAUUUUUGAAACAAAUGUAAAACGAGUCCAAUGUGGAAAUAAUUUUACUAUUUGUUUAUUAGCCGAUGGAACUUUUUGGGGUUGUGGCUCUAAUAAAUUUGGACAACUUGGAAUAUCUAUAGAAAAGUUAACAGAAUCGAAAAAAUUUAUUCAAUUAGAUGUUAAUGAAUAUUUAGAUACAAAAUUUAUAAAAGAUUUUAAAUGCAAAGAAUGGGGCUUCUGUUUAAUAUGUGAAUGAAUAUAAAGAUAAUUCUGACGAAUUUUUAUCAGAAAUUUUA